This is a messenger RNA of Zea mays, 2776 nucleotides long. RefSeq names its product superoxide dismutase 2. Gene Ontology annotation, molecular function: copper ion binding. Gene Ontology annotation, biological process: superoxide metabolic process. The record is from RefSeq and is a predicted model, not a curated record. Bases 74 to 493 code for a protein of 139 amino acids. Lineage: Eukaryota; Viridiplantae; Streptophyta; Magnoliopsida; Poales; Poaceae. The transcript is spliced from 6 exons.
GUUGGAUAUACAGCUAAAAUGAAGCAGAGAAGAAGAGCCGUCGAAGCCGAAGCAGAGCACGACGGACAAAAAUAUGGCAGGGAAAGCCGGCGGACUCAAAGGGGUUGCCCUCAUCGGCGGCAGCGCCAACAGCACGGUCGCUGGGGUCAUUCACUUCUUCGAGGACCCCUCCACCAGGUACACCGAGGUGAGGGGCAAGGUCACGGGCUUGACUCCGGGAAGGCAUGGAUUCCACAUCCACGUCUUCGGCGACACUACCAAUGGCUGCAACUCAACCGGUCCCCAUUUUAACCCUCAUAAUAAACCCCAUGGAGCUCCAUUUGACGACGAACGACAUUUGGGCGACCUGGGAAAUAUAGUAGCCAAUGAAGAUGGAGAUGCAGAAGUGUUCAUAAGAGACUUACAGAUUUCAUUGAGUGGGCCUCAUUCCAUUCUGGGAAGGGCAGUUGUUGUACAUGCUGAUCCUGAUGACCUAGGGAGGGGUCAAAACUAGAGCGGCUUUCUUUUUGGGACAGAGGUAGUAUUGAAUGCUGGAUGUAGACACUAGACAGAAUAACUCAUAUUGCCACUUGCUCAAUGGAGAUUUUGUUGCCAAUUAAUACCAAUGUCUUUUGGUGCUCAUCAAGUGUUAUCUCAUUCAAUCAUGGCUGUUGUGGCUUCAAGGUAGCACCAUUUGCAGCAUUAGCAUACCAUUCCCUGCAUCAUGCAACACUUGGAAACCACGAACCACUAGUCAAUAUUUUAAUAUCUAUUUCUUUUUUACAUAAAAUUGGCUUUAUGAGAUCAUGUCCUUCAUUCAUUUCACAUUAGUAGUCGGUACAAAGAUAUCAUUGGCUAAAGAAAAGCAUUUAUAACAGCACAACUAUAAAGCCUUUUAGUUUCAAACAAGUUGGGGUAGGCCAAAUAGAAGCUACAAAUCAAGGUUCAGACACGUGGAUAAUUGUUUUUCAUUCGCUUCUAUUCAAUGAUAAAUCUUUGGGUAUAUCCAUCCUUUCUAGUCUUCCUGUACUGCCUCCCAUGUCAACUUCAGUCUUUCCCGCCUCUCUUCCUGCUACUAUCGCGUCUUAGGAUCUCAAUAUGCACCGGUGUCUCUAGAGGUCUCCGUUGGAUAUGUAUAAACCAUCUCAAUCAGUGUUGGACAAGCUUUUCUUCAAUUUGCUAGCUCUAACUUAUCAUGUAUAUCAUCGUUCCGGACUCGAUCCCUUCUUGCAUAACCAAACAUUCAACGUAAUAUACAUAUUUCCGCAACACUUAUAUGUUGAACAUGACACCUUUUGUAGGCCAACAUCUUGUACCAUACAACAUAGCAGGUCUAAUCAUCGUCGUAUAAAACUUGUCUUUUAGCUUCUGUGGUACCCUCUUGUCACAUAGAACUUCGGAUGCUUGGAAUCACUUCCUCCAUCCUGCUUUGAUUUUAUGGCUAACAUCUUCAUCAAUAUCUCUCUCUCUCUCUCUGUAGCGUUGAUGCUAAAUACCGAAAUAUAUCCUUUCUAGGCACUACUUAACCUUCCAAACUAACAUAUCUUUCUCAUACGCAAGGUUUUAAAGUCAGCUAGUCGACUCUAGUCGUCUGAGCACUGAUAAGGUGACUAAUCGCGAUUAGUCGUCGAUUUGCUCGAUUAGUCGAGCCUAGUCGACUCCUAGUCAUCCUAUAGUCGUCCACCUAUAACAUGACCAUAUGUGUGUGUGUGUGUAUAAAUCAAUAUAUAUGAAUAUAUAUAACUGUAGCUGCCUAGCUGGACUGCAGGACUGCAUGAACUGUACCAGUGCCACUGCCAAAGUUCUGGGGCUGGGGCAACACAGAUUCUGGGAAGAUGACUUCAACAUUAUUACGCCGCCUUCAUCUGUAGUGGCACAACAAUAAAGUGAAGCACAACUCAAGAGGAGGCCAAGGCGGGUACAAUACUGCUCAGUAAGUGAACAGAGAACACUGAACAACCAAAAUGUCAGAGCAAUUACCGUCUGAAGAGGUCCUCAUCUCGGUCUCUGAAUUCUAAACACAGGAGGAGUGGUCGCCUACUUGCUUGUUCAGUCGUUGAACAGACAACAGAGGAGGACGGGAGCGCGCUGGAGGGGGGGCUCUAUAGACUAUAGUAGCCGCGCGAUGGAGGGGGCGGCUGCUGCUCGAGCAAAGGGUUGCCAGAGCACAACAGGGCAGCAGGAGAGGAGGGUAACGACGAUGGAGAAGGGGUGGCGGCGCUGCCGAAGGGCGCAUGCGCAACAGUGUGUACCGUAUUGGUACAGGUAGGGGCGUAGGGCAACAUAGUGUUUGUGCUGUGUACAGAUGGUGGGCCGACCCACAUAAUAGAGGCUGAAUUAGUGGCCUAAAACAGGCAUAACUAGUCUACCAUAACCCCUAAUCGGAUCACUAAUCACGAUUACUCGGCGACUAGGACGACUAGUCGCUCUAGUCGAGUCAGAGACCCUAAUCGAGAUCUGAAUAGCAAUAAGGCCAACUAAUCGCGAUUAGUCGCACGACUUUAAAACCUUGCUCAUACGUACAUGCGUAGUAGUUUCGAAGUCACAUCUCAUGUAUUAGUUUUAGUUCUACUGAGUCUAGAACCUUUGGACUCUAUAAUCUCAUGCCACAACUCCAGUUUUCUAUUUACUUAUGCCCGACUUUCGUCAACUAGCACUACAUCGUUUACAAAAAGCAUGCACCAAGGGAUAUCCCCUUGUAUGCCCCUUAUGGCCUCAUCCAUCACCAAGGCAAAAAGUAAGGGCUCAAAGUUGACCCUUAAUGUAGUCCUACUGUCCUUCAUCACUUGUUCGAACA